Oncorhynchus gorbuscha (pink salmon) is the source of this 3856-nucleotide messenger RNA. Its product is annotated as neutral cholesterol ester hydrolase 1-like. The transcript is spliced from 6 exons. The coding region runs from base 1783 to 3036 and encodes 417 amino acids. The record is from RefSeq and is a predicted model, not a curated record. Gene Ontology annotation, cellular component: membrane. Gene Ontology annotation, molecular function: carboxylic ester hydrolase activity. NCBI's taxonomy places the organism in Eukaryota, Metazoa, Chordata, Actinopteri, Salmoniformes, Salmonidae.
CCGAAUAUGGAGUCAGCAGGAGCAGGUUCCCUCUCGGUGCUGCCAUGGACCGCUGGGAGAGACAGGGAGUUCCUCCAGCGCCUCCACCAGCACAACCGGGGUCUCCACUACUCACCCCCUCUGCACCCGGUCCCAGUGGAAUUCGUCUCGCCCUUCCCCGGGAGUACGAUGGGACGGAUGCACACUGCCAGGGUUUCCUGUUGCAGGUGGAUCUCUACCUGGCAAACGUCCACCCGGCUCCUUCGGGCCAUGAGAAGGUGUCCGCCCUCAUCUCGUGCCUCUGGGUUAGAAUGUCUUUCUUAAUGGGAUAAACUGGAUCAAACUGGGUUGGACUGGUAUUUUAAACUGUGUUAGAAUGUAAGAAUAUAUAGGACUUAAAAGGUGCUGGUGCUGUAAAAACAAUAACAAAACUUGAAAAUGAGGUAUGUUCUUUAGACAGGGUAUUGGGUGAGGACUUUUCAACUCACAACACUGAGAGCUUGAUUGUUUUCCACUGAACAGAAUGAUCUCAGUUGUCCCCAGUUACUGCUGCUGGGUGUUAGUACUUUAUGUAUAAUUAUGAUUGUAACACACACACACAGCCGGUGCAAUAUAGACACUGAGUUUCAAAAUGUCAACAUAUGUAUAAUGUAUGCAGUGGUGUAAAGUACGUAAGUAAAACAUUUUUAAAGUAGUCGUUUCUUUUAGGUAUCUAAACUUUACUAUUCAUAUUUUUGCCUACUUUUACUUCACUACAUUCCUAAAGAAAAUAAUGUCCCUUUUACACCAUACAUUUUUACUGACUCCCAAAAGCACAAUAACAGUUGGUAGUACUCAUGAAAGUCACAUGGUGUGAAAGCUAUUGACGUUUGAAGGAAGUCCAUUCAAUAGCAUAGAAAAUAGCUGUAGUCAGAAAAUAUGAGAUUGUAGAUUGUACAGACAAGGUCCCUGAAUAAAUAACAGGUGGUUUUAUUUAUGAAACUCCUUAGGGGUGGAAGUUGUUUAAGUUUUAAGCAAGUCUUUUUAUUUAUUGUUUUACAUAUAGUGAUAUUACAUUUAUAGAAAAUAGCCCAAGUCAAAAACUGCAAAAGUAAUUUCCUUAUAUUGUAUUGAUGAGGUCCAUGAACCAAAACAAGUUGGUUCAAGUGAUAUGGGGUGGAAGCUAUCGAAGUUAGAAACAAGUAUUUUUUUUCAUACAUGAAAACGUUUUCAUUGAAAACAGCCAAAAUAAAUCAAAUAAAAGAGUCAUUGCCAUAGAUAGGACGGGCGAGGUCCCUGAACCAAAGUUGUUUCUAUUCAUCUAGUCCUAUUGGGUGGAAGAAUUUACGUUUUUUUUUUUUUAAGUAUUUCUCUGUAAAGUGAAUAAAAAUGAAUUGAUAAAGUAAAAGAAGCUCUGCAAAUUGCCGUGGAUUUGAUAGCGAUGUCACGUGGUUAAGAAACUAUUGACAUGUUUCAUUAACAUGCAAAAGUAGACGUCGCAGUUUUAAGACUUUACUGCUGAGCAGAGGAGAUGGCAACGUUUUACAUUUCGACUCUAAAAAGAAAAUACGACACCGAAUUGCAAAAACAAGGCGUGCAACUUGUUCGCUAUCGUCCGCGUAUUCAGAAUAUGCCAUUUCUAUAAUUAUUGUAUGUUCCGUUUAGGUAUUAACGAGCAAAUUCCGGAUCUUUAAUAUUAAAGCUAACAAACGUUACGUCACACUGGACUUUGGCAGUGUUGUCACACUGACUGCACAGCCCUAUGUUGCCGUUGAUAUACGUGUUCAUGUUGGGGAGAUAGCGAGCAAUACUGGUGUUGUCAAGAUGAAGUUGUCUUCUAUUGUAGUAACAUUGAUAUUAACGGUGGGUGUUUCUUAUUACAUCUAUACACCGUUACCUGCUGCCAUCGAGGGUCAUUUGAAACUGAUGCUGUUGGACGCCUUAUUCCGAGCUAUGCUGCAAGUGGGUGACCUGUGCCAGUGUCUGGGUCUCAGUCACCACAUCACAGUGAUUCGGGGGUCCACAUUGGGGCUGGGGUCCCCGGGAGAGAUGGCGGGAGGGCAGGGAGGCGGGAUGAGGGUGAGUGACGUGGACUUUGAUAGAGUCCCAGUGCGCGUGUAUGAGCCCCCCGCCGCGGGGGGAGGAGACAGGGGUCUGAGGAGGGCUGUGAUGUUCUACCAUGGAGGAGGAUGGGCCCUGGGGACCACCAAGAUGGGGAGCUAUGAUGUCUUGUGUAGGCAGAUGUCUGAUGAGCUGAAUGCAGUGGUUGUGUCUGUUGAGUACCGUCUGGCUCCAGAAGUGCAUUUCCCUGUGCAGUAUGAGGACUGUCUGGCUGCGGCCAAGCACUUCUUGGAGCCGGGCAUUCUGGGAAAAUUGUCUGUAGAUCCACAGCGCGUGGCUGUGUCAGGCGACAGCGCUGGAGGAAACCUGGCUGCAGCGGUCGCACAGCAGAUCUCGGUAGAUGACAGCGUGAGUGUGAAGUUCAGUGUUCAGGCGUUAAUCUACCCAGUCCUCCAGGGUCUAGACCUCAACACUCCAUCCUACCAACAGAACCACAACAUGCCCAUGCUACACCGCUCUAUGAUGGCCAGGUUCUGGCUGCUCUACCUGGGGGUUGAUACCUCUCUCCAUCCCCUCCUCUUGUCCCCCUCCUUCCUCCAUCAUCCCUCCAUCCCUCCCUCCCUCCGCUCCCAUCUCAACUGGACCAACCUUCUGCCAGCCAAACACAUGAAGCAUUACAAGCCUGUUGGCAUGGAGAUGGGGUCACAGGAGGUCACAGGGCAGGAGGGUGAUAUUCUGUCGGGGUUGCUGGAUGUCCGAGCGGCGCCGCUGAUGGCAGAGCAGGGGGUUCUGGGUAGAACGCCGCGAGCUUACAUUGUAACGUGUGAGUACGAUGUGCUCAGAGACGAUGGGUUGAUGUACACCAGGAGGCUACAAGACGCUGGCGUCGCGGUUUCCAGCCAUCACUAUGACGACGGUUUCCACGGCGCCUUGAGUUUUGCUCACUGGCCGUUUUUCUUCGAUGUGGGGGAAAGAAUGAUCAGAGGAUACAUGGACUGGCUGCAGGAAAACCUCUAGUGUGUGUGUGUGUGUGUGUGUGUGUGUGUGUGUGUGUGUGUGUGUGUGUGUGUGUGUGUGUGUGUGUGUGUGUGUGUGUGUGUGUGUGUGUGUGUGUGUGUGUGUGUGUGUGUGUCUAUGCAGCUGCAAACACAAAGCCAUCUUGCAGUCAGAAUUUCAGACCAAUGUCCAGGUUAGACAAGCAGAUAAGGCUUUUAAACUGGGUUCAACCUGAUUGUUGACCUCGGUUAGAAUGUGUCUCUUUACUGGGUUAAACUGGAUCAAACUGGGUUGGACUAGUGUUUUAAACUGUGUUAGAAUGUAAGAAUAUAACACAGACACCAUUCCCUGAUUGUAGCUGUUUGCACUCUGGGGUGUGUGUGUGUGUCACAAUAAGUUUGGUUCAGUAAUACCCAGACACACGUCAUCCUAUCCCAGCUCUGCUCACCUGACCUGAACAAUACAUAUGCAGUAUGUUAUCGGUCUGUCAAACUAAUAUACUAAAAUAAACUUCCAUCUAAGCCAAUCAAUGCGCAGUGUUAGAAUGAAGUAAUCUGGGUAAUGGAAAAACAAUGAGGACUUAAAAGGUAGGGUCAUACAACAUGAUCCCCUGGUGCUGUAAAAACAAUAACAAAACUUGAAAAUGAGGUAUGUUCUUUAGACAGGGUAUUGGGUGAGGACUUUUCAACCCACAACACUGUGAGAGCUUGAUUGUUUUCCACUGAACAGAAUGAUCUCAGUUGUCCCCAGUAACUGCUGCUGGGUGUCAGUACUUUAUGUACAAUUAUGAUUGUAAUGGUUGAUAGAUGUUUAACCCUCCAAUAAAUAUUGAUCAGUUUGA